ACAGGUUUCAGAAGGUGACAAUGAAAUGUGAAGAAGUUACAUUUCUAAUGUGAUACUUGAAAGUUAGUAACUGCUUACCAAAUUUUUGUGAAAACUAAAUAUGACUUAGAAGCAUUGAUUUAUGAAGGUUUAUGAUGUCAUCGGUUGUGACAGAAAGCAAACUGCAGCAGGCUGUGAGCCUGCAAGGAGUGGACCCAGAAACAUGCAUGAUGGUAUUUAAAAACCACUGGGCACAGGUCGUGAAGAUCUUAGAGAAGCAUGACCCCUUGAAGAACACCCAGGCAAAAUAUGGAUCCAUCCCUCCAGAUGAGGCCAGCGCUGUGCAGAAUUAUGUAGAACACAUGCUCUUCUUGCUGAUUGAAGAGCAAGCCAAGGAUGCUGCGAUGGGGCCAAUUCUGGAAUUCGUGGUCUCUGAGAACAUCAUGGAGAAACUCUUCCUUUGGAGCUUGAGGCGGGAAUUUACUGACGACACGAAAAUCGAGCAGCUAAAGAUGUAUGAGAUGCUGGUCACCCAGUCACACCAGCCUCUGCUGCACCACAAGCCCAUCCUGAAGCCCUUGAUGAUGUUGCUGAGCUCUUGUUCAGGAACAGCCACCCCUGCCGUGGAGGGGAAGCUGGUCGUCCUGCUCAAUCAGCUCUGUUCCAUCCUUGCCAAAGAUUCGUCCAUUCUGGAACUCUUUUUCCACACAAGUGAGGACCAAGGGGCGGCCAACUUCCUCAUCUUCUCCCUUCUGAUACCUUUCAUUCACCGAGAGGGGACAGUAGGUCAGCAGGCCCGGGAUGCUUUGCUUUUCAUCAUGUCUCUCUCUGCUGAGAACAGCAUGGUAGCCCAUCACAUUGUGGAGAACACCUACUUUUGUCCAGUCCUUGCAACCGGGCUCAGUGGUCUCUACUCUUCCCUGCCUACAAAGCUAGAGGAGAAAGGCGAGGAGUGGCACUGCCUUCUGAGGGAUGACUGGCUCCUUCUCCCAGCGCUGGCCCAGUUCAUGAACUCCCUGGAGUUUUGCAAUGCGGUCAUCCAGGUGGCUCACCCCUUAAUUCGUAAUCAGCUUGUAAAUUAUAUUUACAAUGGGUUCUUGGUACCAGUCUUGGCUCCUGCUCUCCAUAAGGUGACUGUGGAGGAGGUCAUGACCACAACUGCAUAUUUGGACCUUUUUCUGCGUAGCAUCUCCGAGCCAGCACUACUUGAAAUCUUCCUCCGUUUUAUCCUGUUGCACCAGCACGAGAAUGUCCACAUCCUAGAUACUCUCACAAGCCGAAUCAACACCCCAUUCCGGCUCUGUGUGGUGUCCCUGGCAUUAUUUAGAACUCUUAUCGGUUUACACUGUGAAGAUGUGAUGUUACAGCUAGUUCUAAGGUAUCUGAUCCCUUGCAAUCACAUGAUGCUGAGUCAGAGGUGGGCUGUGAAGGAGAGAGACUGUUACUCUGUCUCUGCGGCCAAGCUGCUCGCCCUGACCCCCAUCUGCUGCUCCAGCGGGAUCACCCUGACGCUUGGGAACCAAGAGAGGGAUUAUAUUCUCUGGUCGAAGUGUACACACGAUAGUUCAGUGGCAGGGCCCAUGGAGCAGCCACUCCCCGAGGCGUUCUCGCCGUUGGCCUGCAUCGUGGAGUAUGGCAAAGCCCUGGACAUCAGCUACCUGCAGUACCUGUGGGAGGCUCACGCCAACAUCCUCCGCUGCAUGAGGGACUGCCGCGUCUGGUCCGCCCUCUAUGACGGGGACUCCCCUGACCCUGAGACGUUUCUCCAGAGUCUGACAGAGGAGAGCACUGCCAGCGCCACCUACCCUGUGUUCCAGCUCCCGCAGCAGCUCCCCAGAAGGACGGGGCCUCAGCUGGCUUCGAGGAAGGACAAGAGCCAGACGGAACUGGAGUGGGACGACAGCUAUGACACCGGGAUCUCCUCAGGGGUGGAUGCAGGCUCCCCUGGGCCUGGUGACGAUCUGGAGAAUUCAGGCCCCCCGGCCCCAAUCGAUCCCCCCAAACACAUCCAGGAGAUGAAGAAGAACGCCAUCCUGCUCUUCAAGGGGUCCUACAUCGAAGAGUCCGACUUUCAGGACGACGUGAUGGUGUACAGGUUGUGUGCUGAGAAGGACUCUGAGGAUGCUCGGAAUCCACAGGAGGAACCUGCAAGGCCCCCAGCCCAAGGCCAGACCGAGGUCCAGAGCCCCGCCAUGAGCAACGGCCCCCUGCCCAGCCCUCGGCCAGAAACAGAUUCGGAGGAGGAACACAUCAGGGACAAUGCGGACGAAUCUCAGAGUGUGUCCAAGGAACCAGAAGAAGACACUGAACCUGAAGUAGCCCCAGGAUUAAGCUCAGAGCUAGCACCUCCUGUCUGUGAGGUGGAGCACAGUUCAGACCUGAUCGUUAUUCACCCAGAGGGUGAAGAUUUAAUUUCCCAGUAUGACCAGAUCAUUAAAGAACUGGAUUCUGGCACCGAGGGCUUGAUAGGGCAGAAUUUCUCCUCACCUGACCCCUUGCUCCAAACACAAGAUCAAGCAGGGCAGGAAGCAGAGAGCAAAGGGGAAGAGGAGGAGGAGGAGGAGGACGAUGACUUUGACUCUUUCAUAGCAGGAGCCCCUGCCCCCGAGACCCUGUCAUCCCCGUUUGGGGUGAGAGAUGAGACUGCCUUUGCUAGUCCCCAGCCCAUGAGGACUCAGAGCACGCCAUUCACAGGCCCAUUCAUCAGUGUGGUCCUGUCCAAGCUGGAGAACAUGCUGGAGAACUCUUUGCACGUUAACUUGCUGCUCAUUGGGAUCAUUACUCAGCUAGCCAGCUACCCCCAGCCACUCCUGCGUUCCUUCCUGCUCAACACCAACAUGGUCUUCCAGCCAAGUGUCCGUUCUCUCUAUCAGGUCCUAGCAUCUGUGAAAAACAAGAUUGAACAGUUUGCGUCUGUGGAGAGAGACUUCCCAGGACUCCUCAUGCAAGCCCAGCAAUACCUGCUCUUCCGUGUGGACAUGUCUGACAUGACCCCUGAGUCACUACCCAAAGAUCCCGUUCAGGACGCCUCCAGGACAGGAAUUGGCAAGAACUUUUUGGAUGGUCCCCCGAGAGUGCUUCAGCCCUUCCUGACAAACAGAGCCAAGGUGGCGGGGGUGCCCGCAGGCCUGCCCCUGUCCGUGCGGAACGCCAUGCUGGCAGCUGCCCUCUUCCCGGAGUUCCUGAAAGAACUGGCUGCCCUGGCCCAGGAACACUCCAUUCUGUGCUGCAAGGUCCUGGGUGACUUCGAGGACUCCUAUUGUUAGUGUUUUUUUUUGUUUUUGUUUUUGUUUUUAAAGGUUUUAGUGUCUGACUGAAUGUUAAAUGCAAAGCUGCUUACAAAAAUUUCUACUUUGAUAUUUCCUGACAAUACUUGAUUUUGGGGAGGGGAAUUUUCUGUACACGUCCUCUCUCUAGCCAGGUCUUUUCAUCCCGCGUUAUACAGAAUGUUAAGUCUCAUAAGCUGGUUGGUCCUUUGGCAGGUUUUCUUUGCUCAAUUUUUCCUCAGACGUUUUGGUUGUUAUUCUCCCAUCCUUUUGAAUCAGCUCAUCUUGCAGCUUAGCUCACACCAAGCGAAUAUUGGGGUUCGCUGAUUUCUGGAAGUACCCUGUGUCAGAGGCUGACUCUUUAACAGGUGACGAAUGUGUGUCUGCUCCUGUGGCCUCUGCAUUUUGGCUUCCGUUUUACGAAAGGGAAGGAUAGAGCCCCACCCCUUGCCUCCACCACGUAAGCAGAGAUGCCCUUCUGCACUGUGUUUCCAAGACUUGUUUUCUGCUCCAUGUGUAUUGCCUUAUGGUGGAGGCACAUCCACUGGUCUCUGUUCUCUGCCUAGGAAGUAAGAUGUGGCUGGGGAGGGUUUGGAAUGCAGGGACAUUUUCUUGUUGCUUGAGAGCUUUCUUUAAUCAGUGUAUCACUACUGAAGCACUGAAAACAGCCUUAUUUUAGUAAAAUUUGCACAAAAUGAAAUAUGCCUAUGCAAACUGUUACUUUGGGUUUUAGGAGUUCGAUCAUAGGAAGAAAGCAUGUUAUCAUAUACUUAUAUAAGAAGACAGCCAUCAUUAUUUUUAAAAGCGUUUUAUGAAAAACAUUAAUUUGUGAAGUUA
Messenger RNA from Pteropus alecto (black flying fox), 4082 nucleotides. It is a transcript of the gene FHIP1A, whose product is annotated as family with sequence similarity 160 member A1. The transcript is spliced from 11 exons. The coding region runs from base 132 to 3245 and encodes 1037 amino acids. Lineage: Eukaryota; Metazoa; Chordata; Mammalia; Chiroptera; Pteropodidae. The record is from RefSeq and is a predicted model, not a curated record.